Molecule: messenger RNA, 1660 nt
Organism: Ipomoea triloba (trilobed morning glory)
Lineage: Eukaryota; Viridiplantae; Streptophyta; Magnoliopsida; Solanales; Convolvulaceae
Product: actin-like
Exons: 5
Coding region: 168-1301 (377 amino acids)
Cellular component (GO): cytoplasm
Source: RefSeq, a predicted model, not a curated record
UCAUCUGAAUUUCAUUUGAGGCUGAGACUGAGUUUUCGUAUUCCGGCUUUUAAGCCUAAGGGAGUGCGUUAGACUCUGUUUUUAAGAGUGUGAAGGACAGGAUAGAGGAACAUCACGACACACCCAAUACCCAUAUCUUCAAAAACCUAAAGAACCAAUAAAAAAAGAUGGCAGAAGGUGAGGAUAUCCAGCCCCUCGUGUGUGACAAUGGAACUGGAAUGGUCAAGGCUGGAUUCGCUGGAGAUGAUGCUCCAAGAGCUGUGUUUCCUAGCAUUGUUGGACGCCCCCGUCACACCGGAGUGAUGGUUGGCAUGGGCCAGAAGGAUGCUUAUGUUGGAGAUGAGGCUCAAUCGAAGAGAGGUAUUUUGACUCUGAAGUACCCUAUUGAACAUGGAAUUGUCAACAACUGGGAUGACAUGGAGAAAAUAUGGCAUCAUACUUUCUACAAUGAACUUCGUGUGGCUCCAGAGGAGCACCCAAUACUCCUUACAGAAGCUCCUCUUAACCCCAAGGCUAAUCGUGAGAAAAUGACACAAAUCAUGUUCGAAACAUUCAAUGCCCCUGCCAUGUAUGUUGCUAUUCAGGCCGUCCUUUCCCUCUACGCCAGUGGUCGUACAACUGGUAUUGUUUUGGAUUCUGGGGAUGGUGUCAGCCACACGGUUCCAAUCUAUGAAGGUUAUGCCCUGCCACAUGCAAUCCUGCGUCUUGAUUUGGCAGGACGUGAUCUCACAGACCAUCUCAUGAAGAUUCUGACUGAGAGAGGUUAUUCUUUCACCACUUCUGCGGAGCGGGAAAUUGUGAGGGAUAUGAAGGAAAAGCUAUCAUACAUUGCUCUUGACUACGAGCAAGAGCUUGAAGCAUCAAAGACGAGCUCAUCUGUGGAAAAGAGCUACGAGCUGCCCGAUGGACAGGUGAUCACUAUUGGUGCUGAGCGAUUCCGCUGCCCAGAGGUUCUCUUCCAGCCAUCCAUAAUCGGGAUGGAAGCUGCUGGCAUUCACGAGACAACAUACAAUUCUAUCAUGAAGUGCGACGUUGAUAUUAGGAAGGACCUGUACGGGAAUAUUGUCCUCAGUGGUGGUACCACAAUGUUUACAGGCAUUGCUGAUAGGAUGAGCAAGGAGAUCACGGCAUUGGCUCCAAGUAGUAUGAAGAUCAAGGUGGUUGCCCCGCCCGAGAGGAAGUACAGUGUUUGGAUAGGAGGGUCGAUUUUAGCCUCCCUCAGCACAUUCCAGCAGAUGUGGAUAGCAAAGGCAGAGUACGACGAGUCUGGCCCUUCGAUUGUCCACAGAAAAUGCUUCUAAGUGCAGCAUGCUGGGAACAUCGCUAGAGAAUUGUUAUAAAAACAUUUUGUCAGUUGAUUGCCAAUAACUCUGUUUCUUGCUUGUUUUGCUUUGUUUUGUUUUAUUUUUACUUCUAUUUUUAUUUGGUUUUCUUUUUACUUGUUACUCUGGUAUUUUGCUUAUGCUGGGUUUUAUUUAUUUAUUUUUGUUUUUUUCUUUCCUUUUUGAGAUUUUCAAGAUUUGAUAAGGUGGACUUGGGACCAUGUUUGUUCAUGCCAAAGAUUCAUUCUUAUUAUUAUUAGUAUUAUUUUAAAUUGGUAUCACCAUUGUAGAAGAGUUGUGAAUUUCUAAUGAUACUAUUAUUUGUGAUUUUGGAUCAA